CUUCUGCUUGACACUGUAGAUUGAACACUUCACUGGCAAUGGAAUUGCCACAACUUUUCAUAGUAGCAGCAACCACUAUAGGCUUCAUCUCUGUUUGCAAAGCUUCCAUCAAUUUUCUGAGAUGGGUAUAUGUCAUGUUUUUGAGACCCGCAAAGAAUCUCAGAAAGUAUGGAUCUUGGGCCAUCAUCACUGGCUCCACUGAUGGCAUUGGCAAAGCCCUCGCCUUUGAAAUGGCCUCAAAGGGCCUCAACCUCGUCUUGGUGGGUCGAAACCCUUGUAAGCUCGAAGCCACCUCACAUGGGAUCCAUGAAAAAUAUGGCAACCAAGUUGAAAUCAAGAACGUUGUGAUCGACUUGGCGAAAUUGAGUGGGGAGGAGAUAGCUAGAGCCAUAGAGGAAGGAAUCAAAGGGCUUGAUGUUGGAGUUUUGGUUAACAAUGCAGGGGUGGCUUACCCUUAUGCUAAGUUUUUCCAUGAGGUUGAUUUGGAGCUGAUGGAGAGCAUUACAAGGGUGAACAUUGAAGCAGCAACUUGGGUGAGUAGGGCUGUGAUUCCAGGUAUGCUCAAGAAGAAGAGAGGAGCAAUUGUCAACAUUGGAUCUGGGUCAUCUGUGAUAGUUCCUUCUUAUCCUCUGUACACUGUUUAUGCUGCUUCCAAAGCGUACCUUGCAAUGUUCUCAAGGUGCACUAGUUUGGAAUACAAGCAGCAAGGAAUUGACAUUCAGUGUCAGAUUCCCAUCUUUGUGGCGACAAAGAUGACAAAGUUAAAGGCAUCUUCCUUCUUGAUUGCAUCUCCAGAGACGUAUAGCAAAGCAAGCAUACGAUGCAUUGGUUAUGAGCAUCUGUGUACGCCCUACUGGGGGCACUCAGUGCAGUGGUUCAUAGCACGAGGUUUGCCUGAUGCAUUAUUGAAUGCGAGCAUUUUCCGGUACUUCCUUGGGAUGCGAAAGAGAGGCCAAUUGAAGGAGUCUCGGAUUAAAAAGAUGCAGCAACAAGAAAAUGCAUUGGGAAAUCGCAGUUAACUUGAUUCUGAACCUUGUGGACUAUUUCUCUUCAUCAUCUUUACAAGGAAACUGCUGAUGCCGCCAAUGGCUUUGCUAAUUUGAGUCGGAAGUUUCAUUUGGGGGCGCGCUUCUAUGGCCAAAUUCAUUCGGUUCUUCACAGGAUUAAGCUUCUGUGUAACCGUGUAAGUAUUUGCAACUUCUGUAAUACUGACCAAAUAAAAGAAAUAUAAGUUAUGUUCCACUAAAUUAGUAUGAGAUUGAAUCAUUGAACCUAUCUAUAUAUUCAAUAUGUAUUAAAUUUAGAUCCAUAAUACAAUAACCUCUACAGUGAGUUAGUUGGA
Molecule: messenger RNA, 1342 nt
Organism: Rosa rugosa (rugosa rose)
Lineage: Eukaryota; Viridiplantae; Streptophyta; Magnoliopsida; Rosales; Rosaceae
Product: very-long-chain 3-oxoacyl-CoA reductase 1-like
Exons: 3
Coding region: 39-1019 (326 amino acids)
Cellular component (GO): endoplasmic reticulum
Molecular function (GO): ketoreductase activity
Source: RefSeq, a predicted model, not a curated record